This is a messenger RNA of Porites evermanni, 3669 nucleotides long. The record is from the annotation of a GenBank genome assembly. NCBI's taxonomy places the organism in Eukaryota, Metazoa, Cnidaria, Anthozoa, Scleractinia, Poritidae.
AUGGCGGCGGAUGUUUUGGUGGAGGAAGUGUUCAAUUUUAUCUGCGCUAGUGGAGGUUUUGUGGAGCUAUCUGUUCUUUUAAAGCAGUCCUCGCCCUUGGGAAGUAGAAAAUCAAAGGUAGAAGCGAAAAACUGGCUGACGAGUCAAGAUGAUCCGCGUUUAAUCGUCGUGAAAGAUUUCAAUGGCGAGAUAGCAGGUGUGCGAAUUGAUUUAAGAAGAAAAAUAUGUCGACAAUAUCACGACAAAGGUUCUUGUCGAAGUGCUCAGGGGAAGUGUAAGUUCUGGCAUAUUUGUAAAGGAUUCAUCGAACAAAACUGCCAUGGCAAAUGCAAUCGCUUGCACAAUUUCUUUGACCCAAAAAACAACGAGAAGAUAUUAAAAGAAUUGGGAUUGGCUAAAUAUCCGAACGGGACUGUCAAAAAUAUUGUUGCGUGGAGCUUACCACAGGUUUGUGAGCUGUAUACAAAAGGCAAAUGUACGUCGGAUUCAUGUCUAUACCUUCAUUUUUGUUCUCAAGCUGUCCGAAGUUCAGCGUGUUCUUGUUCUUUGUCACACGACCUCACGGAUUCUCACAACCUGAAGAUUCUCAAAGAGUAUGAUCUGGUACCGCAUCAGUCGAUGUCAACAGAUUUUGUUCGUUGCAAUACUUUGGUUCCGAGGGAGCAGCGAGUUCUUUACAAAGUUUGUGAAUCUUCCCCCGAAGUUUGCAACGCAGAUACGAAAACGUUAGAUACGGCGCUGGCAGUCAAACAAGGUACUAAACCAUCGCCGAAAGUUUCCGCAUCACUAAAGCACGCUACAAAAUCUCAGUGUGAUACCGUGAAACAAAGCUCCUUCAAUAAUCUGCCUAAUAGCUCUGUUCAAGAAUGUGCACCCUCCAAAAAGGCUGUUUUCGAUUGUAUUGUGAAAGAAUACGAUGGCACGGUGUCCUUUGAACUCAUUUCGAAACGACAAGAUUUGUUUCCUAACAUUUGUGCGGAUAUUGCCAAGUGGUUUGAGGCAAGAAAACAAAGCUUUUUAGUCAGAAAAAAGAAAGGAACAAUUUUCCAAGUUAGUGUUCUCUGUCGAAAGGCAAGGUUUUGUUUCAAGAGAAAGUGUUCUCAAAAUGAUUGUCCUUACUUCCAUGUAUGCAGGGAGUACAUCGCAGGAUUCUGCAGACGUGGUGGUAGAUGCCAAAGAAAACACAGUUUUCAAUACGACAAAGAUCGAAAAUUAAUUUCGGAACUCAAUUUGGAUGGUUUGACUGAAGAACACCUCCGCAAGGUUUUUCAGCUUUCAUUGCCUCAAGUAUGUUUGGACUAUAACAAUGGAUGUUGCACAAAAGGUUUGUCUUGCAGCCAGGUGCACAUUUGCAAGGACUAUGUCAGAGAGAGCUGUGAAGGUGAGGAAGCGGGUUGUGGCCUUCGUCACGAGAGUGCGUUUGCCAACGCUCACACCGUUUCCAUACUUCAGAACUUUGGCUUAAGAAUUAUAAGAGGCAAAUUUGAUUCAGUACGUCGAACGCUUUUGGUAUGCGAGAGCAUUUCAAGUGGCUUAAAAGAUCUCAGGGGCAGCAUCGCCGCAAAGGGCGUGACUGGUAAAGUAAGCGGGGACGAUCAGGACAUGAAAUCUAAAGAAGGCGUUGCUGUAAGUUCUAGUGAGCCGUCCAAGGUAAAAGUCCUUGAAUACCUCGCUGAAGAGUAUGAUUGCUCUGCUUCCCUACAGGUGAUUUCCAAACGAAAAGAUUUGUCUCCUUAUGAAUUUCAGGACGUGGAGCGCGAGAGAAAUGCAACAAGACUUUAUAUACCAGGCCACUGGUCGCAAAUGCCAUAUAUGACGCGUUAUCAGCGUGUUUGGUUAUCACCAUAUUCUGACGAAUUUGAACUUGUGGAGGAGCUCUUUAGAAACUCGAUCGAGCAAAGCGUGACAAUCAUUAGCAUUGAACGAGUGCAAAACGCUUUCAUGUGGGAAAAGUAUCAAAGGUGCGUGAGUACGUUUACAAUAGGGUAUACCCUAUUAAUCGCGACCCGGCAUGUACGCGAAUCUUUGCAGACAUUUUUUUUCCUCAUUAGCAUACGACUUAACUCAUAGAAGCCGUGGCCGUAUAUACGAACUAAAUUCAAAAGCUGAAAUAGUUGAUUAUUUUGAGCAAUUUGUACAAUUUUCAGCUCUAUGCAAGCAAUACUGAAGGAAAUAUCAGCUAUAAAAAAACUGCGAAAUCGCUGAGUGGCCAAAAAGUUAAUGAGCCAUAAAUUGUUUGUAAAAUUUCGAGUAUUUAAAAGAGAAUCUCUCCGAGAUCAUUCGGUCUAUUGAGCUCAAAUUUUCAGAGAUAACUGAAAUUGUUAUGUUCUUUGAAUUAUCCAGAGAUUUUAGCCUUUAAGUUAAUAGCUUCCUCAGAUAAUGAUAAACAUACCGUAAAAUUCCGAAAAUAAGCCCCUCCAAAUAUAAGCCCCCCAAACUCGUAACCCAAAAAACCCUCAGUUAAAUCGCCCCUCAAAUAUAAGCCCCCCGGGGGCUUGUACUUGGAAAUUGCCCUCAAAUACAAAGUAAGACAUAGCAAAAACGGUAAGUUUCCUUCCAACUCUAAGACUAGCCCAAUCGAUUUUGAAACGCAAAUUUCCCUCUAUAGAUAAGCCACUCCAGAAAUAAGCCCCGCAAAAAGAGCCUUUGAAAAAUAUAAAGCCCGGGGCUUCUUUUCGGAAUUUUACGGUAUGUUAAUGAGGCAAAAAAUGUAAAGUAACAAAGAUUCACCAAUUUGUUGAAGGUAUCCAUAACCAGUUAUAAUCGAUGAUACUUGAGUUUCUCAGCGUGUUAUUUCCUUUCUCGUAAAAUGGUGGUUUCGUCUUCAUUAGGAGACGUAAAAAUAUACGUGGAGUCGUCAAUGGUCCUUUUCGUGCUAAAUACAUUCAAGCAGUAGUUUUUCUGACGGUGGCGUCAGUGUCAUUUAUACUGAUUUUAUCCGCCUGAACACCACACAAUAUACUGUCACUAAAAACAAAUUAAAACGGUAUACGGACCCAAAAUUAUGUUCUACAUAUAGCAGCUUGUGGCUUCAGAUUCCUUAAAAGGUGUGGAAAUCAUAAUCAUUUUAUUAAAGAAUUGUGUGCUGUAUUUUGUUUUAGGAAAAAAGAAAACAUGUUAUCUUCUAGGACUGCGGGUUACACUACGAUCCAGUCCGUGAACGAGAAGCAGUUGUUUCAUGGAACCAAUCCUGAGAACGUGGAAGGAAUCUGCAAAGACAACUUUGAUUGGCGUUUGUAUGGGAAGAACGCAACGGUCUAUGGAGCAGGAAGCUACUUCGCCGUAAGUGCUUCUUAUAGCGACAAUUACGCCGAGAGAGACUUAAAAGGGUCCAAGUUCAUGUUCGUGGCCAAGGUUCUUGCUGGCUCUUACACUACUGGUCAUCCCAGCUAUCGACGGCCACCAGCAAAGAACCCUGUAAAUCAAGCGAGCGAUCUCUACGACUCUUGUGUAAAUUGCGUGUCAUUCCCAACCAUUUUCGUGGUCUUUGACAUUGAUCAGUGCUACCCAGAGUACAUCAUCGAAUACUCGACAGCUCAAGUCGAAUAUGGCUUUCAGCAACCUACAGCUACAAGAGGGAUACCUUCUCCCACGUCUACUUCCACUAAUCGCCAAGAAGGGCCUUCUUGGCCGUUAGUGGCAGGAGCCGCGGUGGCAGCAAUUGCAGCG